CUUUAUCUAGAUGCAAGAAUCUGAGUUCAAAUGUUGAAGGAAAUAUUUCUACCGGAAUGUUGCAUCCGUUCACAAUCAGGAAUAUUGAUUGGUGCUUCAAAUGAUGACGACACUGUAUUAUAUGUUGUUGCCGUUGUACACUUUCCCGUUACACCAAAGAGUUUGAAUGCUUACCUUUCUAAAUAUGAAAAACUGCAUGAUACUGUCAAACUACGUCCCUUGGGAACUUGGAUUUCUAAUGAAUCCAAGGAGAAACAUGAAUUUGAACAUAUACUACCAAAACUCUUUGGACAAAAGACAUGGAUUUCCAUAAAGAUGUCAAAAAACAGUGAUGAUGAAACCGUUUUUACAGCUGAGGAUCUUGAAAUACAAAAUAUCAGUGCAUCAUCGAUAUUAUUAACAAAUCAAUAUGUAAAAACUAAUGCAGAUGUUACGGCAGUAAUUUACAACCAGAAAGACAUCUGGGAUGGUGAACUUUGCUCAGAUUCGUUUUUGAAUGUACACAAUUCCAAUGGUUCUAUUGAAAAUUUGUUUGUCUUGAUUUCUGCCUGCAAAAAUGGGAUUCUUUCAUAUGAAUAUGGAAUAAAUUCAAAUGAUGGCGUUCAUGUAACACACUGCUGCAUGCAAAGGGAACUCAGCAUUAUAAUUUACCUGCUAACAAUAUUUAUCACUGUGCUACUUGGCUCUAUACAUCUCCCUUUGUACUACUUCAAGAAAAUAUAUUCAGGUAUUUACAAGUCAAAUACCUGGAUCCAACGUAUAUGGCAGAGUAUAACUGAGUUGUCUAGCUUACUUUCUCAUGCAGAAAGGAGGUUUUCGCAAUUUGAAGAGAGCAUUAUGCACUUGUUUGGAAGUCGAAAAAAAGUAUUUGAUUCUCACAAUAAGUAUGAAGAUAAAGACAUACUUAGUACAAUAUUCGUGGACAUGAUUUUUGGCGUGGGUUUGUUAGGGAGUCUGUAUUAUUUUGAUUUUCUGCCUUCCACAAGAACUACAAAACAAGCCUUUUUACCUUAUGUGGAGUCGAUAGCGAAUCAGGUUGAAGAAUUGAUUGAAUGGUUAAUGGGGUUUCCAGCCGGCUUGAAAUUGAACCAUCCACUAAACCAAUUCUUGGGUCAUUUUUUCCUCUAUCAUGUUCGAUUGUGGCUGGAAUAUUCGAAAAUGAUGAUGGAAUUCAUUCCUUAUCUGAUCACAUAUUGUUUGAUGACAUCUUGUUUGGGAUUGUCUUUUCUCCUUUCUAUCAUCGCUGAUGCAGUUUCGACUUUGAGCUUUCAUGUUUAUUGUUUUUAUGUCUAUGCUGGACGUCUGUAUGGUCUUCAAGUGGCCGGUCUGAUGUCACUUUGGAGGCUUUUUAGAGGGAAAAAAUGGAAUCCACUAAGGAAAAGGGUUGAUUCAUUAGAAGAAUCUGGACAACGAGCUGACCAACUGUUUGCCGGAACUCUUUUAUUUACAGUAUUACUCUUUCUAUUACCCACAACAGCUCUGUACUACGGAAUAUUUAUGUUGUUGCGUGUUGCUGUGCUAGCUAUUCAGGUUGCUAUCAGUGGAGUAGUUUUCAUAAUAUCAGAUUUUCCAUGGUAUUCGAUGUUUGUUAGAAUCUUCCAACCUCAGAAAUUUAUCAAAUCUAUGAAAUGUUCCACGCUCCUGCGCAAUGGAGAUAAACUGAAGUAUAAAGCGGAUCAAGUGAUGAUAGUACGCAUGGGAAUUCAGCCCCAACCUAUCAGUACAGUCAUAACCACUGCACUAAGUGGAAAAAGAUUACCAUCAGAAAAAUUUCCUGGAUUUAGGUCCUUUUUAGGAAAAUUAAUUUUUGGUGAAUUAAUAAGGUGGACCUAAUAUUCAUCUGGAUAUAAAAGAUGACUCGAGGUUUUUCGCAGACGAAAAAUUCUUGCAACAUUGCUGCAAAUUUUUUUUGUAAAGCUUCAUGUGUGCUGAAUUUGUCUGAUAAAGCAUUGUUACCAUGCGGCUUUAACAGGAGUUACCGACUCAACAAAUAAAUUAUCUUUGCUGUUUUAUCUUGCUCA
Molecule: messenger RNA, 2021 nt
Organism: Styela clava
Lineage: Eukaryota; Metazoa; Chordata; Ascidiacea; Stolidobranchia; Styelidae
Product: phosphatidylinositol N-acetylglucosaminyltransferase subunit Q-like
Biological process (GO): GPI anchor biosynthetic process
Cellular component (GO): endoplasmic reticulum; membrane
Source: RefSeq, a predicted model, not a curated record